Messenger RNA from Knipowitschia caucasica, 2145 nucleotides. The record is from the annotation of a GenBank genome assembly. NCBI's taxonomy places the organism in Eukaryota, Metazoa, Chordata, Actinopteri, Gobiiformes, Gobiidae.
AUGGACAUCUGCCGUCUACUGCUGGACAGAGGGGCGGGGCUUGCGGUGGCCAAUCGCAGAGGAAUCGUACCAGUGCUGAGUGCCUCAAAACACGGACACACACAGGUUGUUGAGAUGCUGCUUAAACAAGGAGUGGACCUGAACGUAACAGAUAAACAGGGCCGUAACGCGCUCAUACUUGCGGCUUCAGAGGGCCACACUAGCACAGUGGAUCUCCUCCUGGCAAAAGGUGCUUCCUUGUCCUCUGUGGAUCAGGAUGGGCUGCCUGCGCUCAGCUGGGCCUGUAUAAAGGGGCAGAAAGCAGCCGUUCUUCACCUGGUGGAGGCUGGAGCCGACCUGAACCAGCCGGACCGACAGGGGCGCACUCCUCUGGACCUCGCUGCUCUCAACGGAGACGCAGAGACGGUGCACUGUUUGGUGGAUCAUGGGGCUGUGUUGGAACGGACGGAGCACAAUGCAUCUCGAGCUUCAGAGGCUUCCAUCGGCUGCCAGAAUCCCGCGCUGGUGGCCUCUCUGCUCAAAAAGGGAUCCAAAAUGGGCUACAGAACGGCUCCACACGAUCGAUCAGGCCACGCUACCUGGGCUAUGGCCUCAUCCAAACCAGAUAUUCUGCUGAUCCUGCUGCAGAAGCUCAUGGAGGAGGGAAACAUGCUCUACAAGAAAGGGCGUAUGAAGGAGGCUGGCCAGAGAUACCAGUACGCCUUGAGGAAGCUUCCACGCGAGGGACUUGGCGAGGAGCUGAAAGGGCUUCGGGAUCUGCGGGUUUCACUGUAUCUCAACCUCUCGCGCUGCCGAAGGAAAACCAAUGACUUUGGUCUCGCUGAGGAUUUUGCCACCAAAGCUCUGGAGCUGAAGCCAAGAUCUUAUGAAGCGUUUUAUGCCAGAGCCCGCGCCAAGAGGAGUAGCAGACAGUUUGCUGCAGCUUUGGCCGACCUCCACGAAGCGGCACGACUGAGCCCGUCCAACCGGGAGAUCCGUCGGCUUUUGGCUCGAGUUGAAGACGAGUGUAAACAUCAUCAAAAAGCUCUGAGCAGAGAUCCGCACGGCCACCACUGCGGAGAGGACGAGGUCUUCUCUCAGGGCAGUCUGGAGAGGCCCGUCACGGCGGAGCACAGUGACCACGAGUGUGACGACGAGAAGGACGACUGCGAUGACCUUCCGCUGUCGUGUGGGAAAAUCCCUGACUUUUGGCCUUUGAAUCCCUACGCCCCCAACAGCACUCUGCCAGGGGGCUUCGGCAUGUCCGAGGCGUCGCCCUGCUACACCCCGGACGAGUACCCGCUGUUUGGGGACCUGCCCGAGCCAGUGCCUGGCGGCCUGAGCAGACACGGCAACCGCACGCACAAUCAAAGCUACUCCGCUCAGUCGGGACGCGCGGGGGGCAGACCUCUCUCUCUGUGCGGGCCGUCCAGUCCUCUCCCAGGCAGGCACAUGUUGACUUCGCUAAGACCCGCGCCGCUUCUCGCCAUCGAUAUCGGCCCCGUUUCUUCCACGGAUCACCCCGGCCUGAGCCCCACAGAGCACCUUCACCCUCUGUCUCCCAGUAGCUGCUCUCCCCCUGGACUUCUGCAGAUGUACCACCCUCGCUCCGCCAGCUUCUCCAGGGGCACCGACAGACACUCCACGCACGCUCCGGACAGCUUGGCCUUGGCUCUGAGUUCUGGGAUGGAAGUGCGCAGAGAAGUGGGCACAGCCGGGUCACGGGGGUCCAGCUCCAGCCAAGCUUCCAGUGGGAACCUAUCGGACAGCGGGCGCCAACAGGAUCCGCCGUGCCCUAUCAAAAGCAGCGGUAGCUUCAAAGCCAAACAGGACAUAAAGCCACGUCCUUUCAUGGGGGUGAUAGACAAGUCGGUGAGGGUGCAGGGGCAGCAGAGCACCAGCCUCAGCCGUCCAGAGCGGGUGGGCGGGGCAGACGCGUUCGGCAUGUCGGUCAUGGAGUUUCAGACGCACAGCGACUACAGGCGCGCAUCGUUCCAAGACCAGAUUUGCGGGAGCGGCGGUCUGCAGCGGGAAGCCAGGCCCUCGCAGUCUCAACUACGGUUCCCAGAUGGAAGACACAGACCGCCCAGUUUGACCAGAGACAACCCUGCCCUCCACAUGGCUCCCAUCAAACCCAAACGCUCCUUCAUCGAGUCCAAUGUGUGA